Apiotrichum porosum is the source of this 6564-nucleotide messenger RNA. RefSeq lists its product as uncharacterized. The record is from RefSeq and is a predicted model, not a curated record. Gene Ontology annotation, molecular function: cysteine-type endopeptidase activity. The transcript is spliced from 12 exons. Gene Ontology annotation, cellular component: mitotic spindle pole body; cytoplasm; nucleus. NCBI's taxonomy places the organism in Eukaryota, Fungi, Basidiomycota, Tremellomycetes, Trichosporonales, Trichosporonaceae. Gene Ontology annotation, biological process: meiotic chromosome separation; proteolysis. The coding region runs from base 1 to 6564 and encodes 2187 amino acids.
AUGCCGGCCGUCAAGACGGCCACGGCGGGCGCUACAGCGGCCGCCUCGACAACCACCCGUUUGACACGUACACGACGAGCCGCCGCGACCGCGACCGCCGACGCCGACUCGCUCGCCAGCGACCUCGAUCGUGUGCUCAAGGUGUCCCAGCCCGCACCCCAGCCCAAGGCACCCACGAGGCCGACCUCUGUCGCACCGACCAAACGCACCGUUUCAGCCUCCAAGGUCACCACCACAGCAGCUACCAAGACCGCCACUGCCAAACCCGCUCCUGCUCCGCGCGCUGCAUCGACCACAGCGGCCCGAGCGGCGGCGACGAAGGCUGGAGCCAAGGUCGGGGCCGCCAGCGCCAGUGGAUCCGCCGCCCUGGCACCUUCCUCGGCGCCGACUCGCACCCGCGUCAGGACGACAGCGGCGGCCACCACCGCAGCACCCACAGCGACGGGCACAAGGGCCAAGGCCAAGGCCACCAAGCCCACUGAGCGCGAGCCCCCAGCACCAGUUGAGGCCCAGCCCGAGCUGCCGUGGGUCAAGGCCGGCGCGAUGAGUGCGCGCGAGCGCGCCCAGGCGGCCCAGCAGGCUAGCAACGAGGCGCUCCGCACGCUCAUCGAGGCGCUGAAGGCUGGGUUCAAGUACUCGACGCCGCCUGCCAAGGCGGCGGCCGCGACCUCGGCUCCUGCCAUCACACAUAAACAGGUUGACGAGGCCCUGCGGCACGGUAUGGCGGCGGUCAACGUCCUCCGCGAGCUCUAUGGCGGCGUCAAGACCGGCCCGCAGCGCCUGGCCGUCGAGCGCGGUGCGUUCAACAUUGUGUUCAAAUGCGUGUGCAUGGAAAUGCACAAACAGGCCUUGUUGGCGCUUGGUGCUGCAAAGCCCCAUGUUGUUGGGCUGUACAGCAAUAACGGUAUGGACCAGGCCCCUGCGCCGUCCACCGCGACUUCUGGCUCGGCAAAGCCCAAGACUCCACCCGUCGUGCGGCCCGAGUGGCGUGACCUCGCCAUCUUCCCUCGCCCCACCGACGAUGUGGACGAAGCCGUGCGGACCCUCGUGUGCAACUUCUCGUUGGCAACUUGGAGCUGUCUCCUGUCCCUCGAGGGUAUGGACGCCGACACUGUCUCGAGCUUCCUCGCCAUUCCUUCCACAACCCCCGAUCCACUGAGCCCCUUUGUCCUCGCACCGUCCCUCCCAGCCACAGCUGUUGGCUCACUAGCUGUCAUCCUCUACCGUCGUGCGUCGGCCAUACCCAGCACCCCAGCCACGCGGCCUUGGCUGUUGUUGCGGGAGGUCACCGCUUUUGCGACUGCCAUUGCCGCGUCGGAGCAGUCACCCACCAACGCGCCGUCCAAGGUCUGGUCGUCGGUCGGGCGUACCGUCCAGCUCGCCCUCGAGGCGCAGGCCGACGACGCUUGGCGAAAGGAGGUGGCCGCGUCCAUCGAGCGCAUGGUCGACAUCAUGGAACGACUCGUGGCGUCCCGUCAAGCCGACCGGUCGACCUGGUUUGGUGGCGUGUGGCCCAAGGUCGCCGACCUGUGGAUCGGUAUUGGUCGUAACCUCAAUGACUCGGCCAUCAUCGACAGUGCGCUGGCUGCCGCGACGGCUGCAGCGUCCAUCUCCAGUGGAAGUGCUGUUUCUGCGCCAAGCUCGUCUGCUUCGAGCUCACCCGCCUCGACUGCUCCCUCCACCCCGGUCUCGGUCACCUCGGCGCGAUCCCUUAGCCGUGCCGUCAAGACUGUCCGCAAGAUUGACAAUGCUGGUGCUGAGACUUUGCGCAUCUGCGCGUCGCUGGCAAAGGCCCUCGUGGAGGCUGCGGCGUUGGCUAAACUCGACUCACCGCCUGCCGACACACUCCAGGCUGUUCUGGAAGGUAUCGAGCUCGAUAACCUCCUAGCAGCCCUGUGCAGCGUGGAGCCAAGUGACGAGUACGCAACUAUUGCGGACGCAUUGCGCGCUGUGGAACGUGUCCGUCGUGUUGUCGUCAAACUCAUCGACCGCCCUGCCUUGUCACCUAUUGCACGACAAUGGCUCCUUGACCAGAUCACAUUCUUCGAGGGCCUCCUCGUUCAGAGUGACGACAAGGCACGUGGCCAGAACGUCGUGCGUGACUGCCUCCUUGGCGUCGUGGACUCGACCCAGAACCUCGCACGCGCCUGGGACCCGGCAGCAGACGAGCUGUUCGUCGUUUCUCUCCUCGACCGCGUCUACGCGCUCUGCGAGACUUGCUCGAUGCAUGCGGCUGCGGCCCGCCUGCAGUACUUGGCCUGCCUCACGCAGACGGACCAGAUUGCGGCCAUCCGUCUUCUCCGCAUAAACGCCAAAGCGAGGGCGGCACCGCUGGCCCGUCGUGCGUGUACUUGGUCCGUGGCCAUUCUCGACAGCUGCGGCGACGACCGCGAGGUCGCGGCUCAGACGCCGGCGUGGCGGUCCAUCGAGAGCGCUCUGCAGAAGCGGUUUGACUUGCUGGGAAUCUGUCUCCACGACAGUGACAAGAAUGCUGCCCUCGUCGCCUACGCCCAGAGCUUGGCGUACAUCGACAUUGCCACAGUGCAGAAGAUUGAGUCUGCCAUUGCGUCGACCCCCGUGUGUGCGGUUUUUGCCAGUCUCGACGACUACAACGUCUCGCUCAAGCGCUGCACGGCGCUCCUCACCCAGGACGACCCUCUCGACACCGACUUUGCCGCUGUGCUCUUCGCCGAGCUCGCUUCCCGCAACCUGUCGACGGCGGUUCGUGGUGCCAUUGCGGAACGUGUCAUCGAGUCGCUCGAGCAGGCGCAGUUCCGCCCCCAUGUCCAGACUACCAUUGUCGCGCUCGUCGAUGGGGCGCUUGCGCUCUAUGACGCGGCGACUUAUCCACUUCGUCGCAUGCGUGUGUGCGUGCGUUUGCUGUCCCUCAUCGCAGCCAGCGGUGCCGUUCCAGAACGGUUCAACUCUGUCGGCAACGAAGUGGACUCGCUCGCUCAGAAGGGGUUCAACAAGGACGGCGAACUCGCAUGCUUCAAAGCCGAGUAUCACGCUUCCGCCCUCGUCCUCCGCGCCUUGAAUGCGUAUCACUCGGAAACCGAGCCGUCCACUGCUGUCGCUGAUCUGGGCCACGCUGCUCUGCGCGCAAUUUCCGCCACGGUGCUUCCUCCGGUGCGGACAUCCCAGUUCCCCGCCGCCACUGGCAGGCGUACUGCCUCGCGUACCGUGUCGAGCAGCAGUGCGGCCGCUCGUACUACGUCUCGCUCGACCAAGACUGCCACGUCCGCUCCAGCAAGGACCCGCGUAACCAAGGCCACCGCUACCAAGACAGCAACAGCAGCUGCCAAGGGCAGUCCAGCCAAGUCGACCACUGCCGCGCAGCCUCCUCAAGCCCUGCGUACUGACAGUUUAGAACGUUUGAGCCAGCUCCUCAAUGCCUUGUCUUCCCUGUUCGGUCUCCUCGGACAUGUGCUCCCCAAACUCGAGACUCUGAAGGUGCUCCGCGCCUUGCAGCGCCACAACGAUGGCACAGUCGAUGGUGAGCUAGACCGCUCGCCGUACGGUCGCCUGGGCAAGUACUCUCGCGCCUCUGUGGUGUUCGCGCACGCGAUCAAGCAGGCCAGCGACGAGAAGAGCCCCGCAUCCAUCGAGACUCGCGCCGACCUCCACCUCUCCUAUGCACGCUUCCUCGCUGUCUCGGGCCACGUCGAGAAUGCUCGGGACGAGUACCUCGAGGCGGAGAAUUUGGCGACCAUGAUUGCCGACCCGGUGCCGGCUGGAUCGUACGCGGCGCGCUGGAUCCAGCUGUGUGCUGUCAAGCAGCGUAUUGCGCUCUCGCACUCGGCACUGGCGGCUAUCCGAUUGGCAGAAGGGGACGUAACAGCAGCUAUCAACAGCCUUACUAUUGCCUACCGACUCUGGUGCCGAGCGGCACACGGCAUCUCACAUAUUGCUGCUGCCGCCCAGUCCGAACAGGUGCAGGAGGAGACGGAGGUCAAGGAGGCCGCCGCGCCAGCGGACCCCAAGGCCAAGAAGCCUCAAGCGUUCGCCCUCGAGGGCAAGCACCUCACGGGCUUGCAGUGGCAUUACGCCGAGGCGCUUUUCGACUCUGCCAUCGAGCUCGUCAACGCCACUGCCCAGCGCGGUUCCGUCAAGGAGAGCGAGUACUUUAUCCGCAUGGCGCGCGGGAUGGUGCCCUCGAUGCGUUCCUCGGCUCUCGACGCCAGGGUCGCCUCCCACUCUGCUGAACUGGAGACACGUCAGCUGCAUUUCGAAAAGUCUGCAGAAGAGCUGGAGCGUGCUGCGGGCAUUCUAACAGUGACUGACGGGCCCGACGCGAUCGAGAUUCGGCGUAUGCGCGGCGAGCUGUUUUCACGCCAACAAGAGGCACCCGAGGCCGACGAGCAGUUCAUCUUGGCUGUUGAGAACAUUGUCGGCCUUGACACCGAGUUUGUCACUGUCGAGGAACAGUCUCGCAAGGACAGUGUCGGCGCGGCGGCAUCCUCCAGGGAGCCACUACUCCCCCAUGUGCUCAGCCAGGUCCUGCGUCAACGUGCUUGGCUCCUCCACGAGGCUGGUAUUGUUGACGAGUACGAGUCUAUCCGUGAGCAGCUCGACCUCAUCCCGGCCUCGGCCGGCACCAAGGCGCAGCAGCAGCUCCUCGAGGCCAGGGUGGCGAUGCAAGACGCCUUUGGCAACUUCAAGACCGACCUGUUCAUGAGCUCGUUGACCGAGUCGACCAUUGCCAUGACCAUGGGCUCGCCCGACAAGCGCGCCAAGGAACGCCAGUCGACUCGCCACGGCGCACAGGUUCUGCUGGAGCGCGCGGCCCAUGCGUUCCGCGACACCCUCGCCAACGUCGCUGCCACCGGCCGUGUCGAGGACGUCCGUCAGGCUUGUGUCUCGUUGGCGCUCCUCGGCGCAUUCCAGACCUCGCUCGGGCAAGGCUCAGCUACCACCACCGCGUCGGCAGCGGGCAUGCUUGCCUCUAUCCCGUCUCUCACUCUCGAGAGGGAGCUCCUUCCGGCCAUCGACAGCAAGUUCCCCAAUGCCGAGGCGGACGACAUGGACUGGCCAUCUCUGGAACCCCAGACCUGGGAGAGCGACGACCCCAUGCGGCCAUACUGGGACAACAUUCGUGCAAAGUACGCCACCAGCACGGUGCUCCAUACCGAGCAUGACCUCAGCGGCCUGCCUGCCAACUGGGCCGUGGUGAGCAUUACCGUCACGGACGACCGCAACACGAUGCUCGUAUCGCGCCAUCAGAACGGCCACGAGCCCAUUGUCUUUUGCAUCCCUCUCGACCGCCAAGGCCGACGCGAGGGCGAGGACGAGAGCGAGCUGUUUACGUUCGACGCGGGCAUCACCGAGCUUGGCGAGAUCAUGGCGGCCAACGACGAGCAGAUCAAGGGCAUCAAGAACCUCAAGCACGAGGACCGUCCGGCAUGGUGGGAGCACCGCAAGGGCUUGGACGCGCGUCUCGGCGAGCUCCUCGCGUCAAUCGAGUUUUGCUGGCUGGGCGCGUUCAAGACCGUCCUCAACCCGCGCAUGAAGAUUGAGCCCAAGGCAUUUGACGCGUUCCGCGACCGCCUGGACCGUAUCUUCCAAGCCGCACUGUCCAGUGCUGGCUCGGAGAUCCGCAAGGGUGCCCGCGUGCGCCUCAACGACGAGCUGCUCGCGUGCUUUGCCACGCUGUCGUCGCAGUGCAAGGACGAGGAAGUCGAGGACCUGGUCUACUUUGUGCUCGACCUGUACCAGUUCCACGGCAUUGCCGUCGCGCUCGCCGAACUCGACUUUGACCAGAUUGGCGUCGACGUCAAGAGCGCCAUCAUCGACCUCGAAAUCGCCAUGGGCAUCACGCACCCGGUCGAGAGCGACGAGCACCUCCUUCUCGCGCUGGACAAGAACGUCCAGGGCAUCCCAUGGGAGUCCAUCCCCAGCCUCCGCGGCAGGGCCGUCAGCCGUAUCCCGUCCCUCCCGUUCGUCCUCGACCAGAUCGCCCUCGGUCAGCACUGCGGCGUCGACUCGGCCCACCGCACGUUUGACCGUUCCAAGACGAGCUACUUCCUCAACCCAAGCGGCGACCUUGUCGGCACCCAGAAGCGUUUCGAGGAGCGGCUGACCGGACUCGAGAAGAAGGGAUGGAAGGGCAUUGUCGGCCGCGUCCCGAGCCAGGCCGAGAUGGCCGACGCACUGCGCGAGUCCGAGUUUGUCAUCUACUACGGCCACGGCGGUGGUGAAGAGUACAUUCGCGGGCUGGACGUGCGCGCGCUCCCGCGGUGCGCCGUCACGAUGCUGUGGGGCUGCUCGUCGGGCCUGCUGCGCGACUAUGGCGACCUCGACCGCACCGGCACGCCGUGGGACUAUGUGCUUGCCGGAUGCCCGUGUUUCGUCGGCAACCUCUGGGACGUGACGGACAAGGACAUUGACCUGGUCACGGCGCUGGUGAUGGAUGACCUGGGCCUCGACGCCGAGCACGUCGACGGCCACGAGCGCACGGGCGUCUCGGUCGUGCAGGCCGUGAGCGCCGCCCGGCCAAAGGCAAAGCUCAAGUACCUCACGGGCGCGGCGCCGGUGGUGUAUGGUGUGCCCGUGUAUCCCGCCUAA